CAACAACUAAAAAACAAAACAAAAUAACCAACAAGUGGACAAAAAUGUGGUUGUAAAUAUAAAUAAAAAAACGGCAACACCAACAACAAAAACGAACGAUUUUUGACAAUUUUAAACACGUUUUUUGAAAACCAAAACAACAACACAGCAAUCAUUGGAUAUUUGGUUAAAAAGGUGAAGAAGGGAGCUGAAGCAAAAAGAAAAAACGCCAAAUAUCGUCAUUAACGUAUCAUUAGCCACAUUUUUUUAGUUUUUGAACUCCUCCAUAAAAAAUAAAACACAAACAAGAGGUUUAUGAUUUCAUUUAUCAUAUGCUUAUGGAUUAUUGCUAUAAUAAACAUUAGCAGCAACAACAACAAUAAUAACAACAACAACAGCAAUAAUUUUGUUGUUGAAGCAAUAAACCCAAAAAUUAAUUAUCCACACGUGCAAUUAUUUCAAUUUGAAAUUAUGCCAAAAUUACAGCAACAACAACAAUUACCACACCAGCAACAUCAGCCACAAAAUCAAAAUCACUACCAACAACAUUAUCAACAGCAGCAGCAACAAUACCAGCAACACCAACAGCAGCAACAACAUCACAAUAACCAGCUGCAUCAUCAGAGUUCUUUAACAAAUGUAGCCGCCAUUACAAAUCCCUCAGCUUCAACUACCACCCUGCUAUCCACCUCUUCCUCCUCAAUACAACACAUUUCGCCACAUCCCUAUCAACAGCCUCCACAACAUUAUCACCAGCACAACUAUCAGCAACAGAGUCAACAUCAAUCGCAACAUUUACAUCAUGGUGAAUUUCCACUGCCCGAGGGCUGGGACAUUGCCAAAGAUUUCGAUGGUAAAAUCUAUUAUAUAGAUCAUAAUACGAAAAAGACAACAUGGCUGGAUCCUAGAGACCAAUACACAAAACCCCAAUCGUUUGAAGAUUGUGUGGGCGAUGAAUUGCCCAUGGGUUGGGAAGAGGCUUAUGACUCCAAUAUAGGACGUUAUUAUAUAAAUCACAUAGCACAGACCACGCAAUUGGAAGAUCCCCGUCAAGAAUGGAAAAGUGUACAGGAACAAAUGUUAAGAGACUAUUUGUCGGCGGCCCAGGAUCAAUUGGAAAACAAACGGGAAAUGUUUGAUGUUAAACAACAGAGAUUACUAAUAGCUCAAGAGGAAUAUAAUCAUCUUAAUAAAUUGGCGGCCAGUAGAAGCAGCUUAUGCUCUUCCUCCUCUUCUAUGAGCCGUCAUGAUCCUGAAUUAUUAAGAGCCGAUUUAAAAUUGGCUAGAGAGCGUGUUCACCAACUAAAACAAGAACUUAAACACAUUACAAAUGAUAUCUCCGAUACACAACGUGGUAUGAAUACGUUGUAUUCAGUGGGUGAGAAAAUCAAUGCUCGCCAAAAUGGUUGCUAUGAUAUAGCCGAAGUUCAGGCUAUACGUGAGGAAAUGCUUAAAGUACACAAGUCUCUUGUUUCGGGUGAGAAGGUACGCGAAGAACUGAUACGCAGUUUAGUGCAAAUUAAAAAUGAGCUUAGUCGCCAACAAAUCAAUGAAGAAAAUGCAGAACUACUGAAUGCCUCUUCGCCCUUUGAUCGGGUGUGUGUGGCUUCUCAAACCGACCUGUGUGGUCCUGGGGACAAUUUAAAUAGCGGUGCCCGUUUUGCUGAAAUGGCUAAAACAAAACUUCAAUACACCGAAUGGCGUAAGCAUAUUAAACGGCUGCAACAGCAAUUGGCGGAUCAUGUGGAACGCAUUGAACCCGGCCAAUUGGAAUCGGAUAAAGAUAGAAUAUUAUUGAUUCAAGAGAAGGAAAAACUUCUAAAUGAACUUAAUAGCAUAUCGCUGAAAUCACGCACCUCCGAAGAAAUACAUGUCAUACAAGAAACCCGCAGAAAAUUGGAGGAAGAUCUUAAUGAAGCAUAUGAAGCAACACAUCAACAAAUAAACAAUCGUCUACGUUUUCACGAGGAGAAACAAUUGCUAUUGGAUAAGUUGCAAGAGGCUUUAAAGUCAACAAAAAUGUUAGAAGAACGCUUGAAAUCCUUCUCUUCAGAAAGUACCUUUUCCAUUAGUAGUGGCAGCAGCUUAGGUUCUCUGUCGACGGCGAGCAGUAAAAGUGCUUUAAGUUUCACCGACAUAUACAUAGACCCAUUUGCCGUAGAUCCCCAAAUAGAUGUGGUGGAUUUGCAUCGCCGUUCACAAAGGCUUUUCCAACAGCCACAGCAAUUGCAACAACAGGCUCAAAUUAUACAACAAAGCGUAGUAGGUGAUCAGGUUCUGGGUCAUCCUCCACUGCAGCAACAACAAUCUUCCGAAAUCUCUUUAUCUCCACGCAGUAGUCUUUCAAUAGAAACCCCACCCGCCUCUCCUAUGAAAUAUAAUCCCGCCUCUGAACAAAAUCCAUUAAGUGGCUCUUCUCAGCAGUUACUGAAGGAAGAACCUACCUAUGCCAAUGCUGGAGCCGUCUUACAAACACUGUAUCAGCAAUCCAAUCAGACCCCCUCCUCAGUGGGCAACAGAGCAGCUGCACCAAAUCCUUAUGACUUAGAUUCCACAGUAUUGGACUGUAUGAUGUUGGAGGCUAAACUACAAAAACUCAAUAUGUCGGCGCCUCUCAAUUUGGGUGCUCCUUUGUCGCCUAUUUCAGAAAAACCUUCACUACUAGAUUUACCGCAAGAAAUGUUAAGUCGUUCAUCGUCUACAUCGAACACACGCUCAGUAUCGGCAGCCGUAAGCAAUGAGUCUGUGGCUGGAGAUUCGGGUGUAUUUGAGGCUUCACGAGCCCAUUUGCCACGCAAAGAGUUGGCGCAAGUGCAAAUAGGUUUGAAAUACCUAAAGAAAGAAGGUGUUUUGGUGGUAUCUUUGGAACGUGCAAACAAUUUAUCUGCCCUAGUGACAACCUCAACGGAAAAUUCGCAAGUAUAUCUCCGUGCUGCUUUACUACCCAAUUCCCUGACAUCCAUACGCACAAAAGCCUUGCCAGAUUUCCAAAAGCCCGUGUUUAAUGAUACAUUUGCGGUGCCUAUUUCACUGAGUAAACUUUUAACCAAGAGCUUGCAUGUCACCGUGAUUAGCAUGACCGGACAGAAAGAGGAGAUUAUUGGAACAGUUCAAAUUAGUAUGGCUGAAUUUAAUCCAGAGGAUUCCACCUUGAAGUGGUACAAUGUUUUAAGUUCGAAAUUUAUGCCCACAUUUGAACCAUUAGAUAUGCCAUCAACUAGUGCAGCAGCUGCUGUAGCAGUAUCUGGACAUGUGAAUAAUAAUGCUCCUGUUACACACAAUGUUUGCAAAGAAGAAUCUUCUGAUGAAUCGACCAUAACUUCAUCUCAAACUUCAACAUUGACACGAAACCAAGUGCCACCAUUUGAAAUGCAAGCACAAAUUGCCGAAGAUUUAAGAGAAAAUCUUGGCUUGGAUGUGGAUGACAACGAUGAAGAUGAGGACGAUGAUGAAGAUGACGAAGAGGAAGUAGAUGAUGAGGAAUUGGAGGGCGCUAUAGGAAGUGAUUUCACCAAGAAAAUGUUGGAUGCCUACAUGGAUAAUAUGAAACAAGAAUAUGUUGACAAAGAAACCAAUACAGAAUGUGCAUUCCCUCCAGAAAAAUCUCGUUCACAACAGGGUCAACAAACAACCGAUGAUAGACCCGUUAAACGGUCACAAACAUUUACACCUUCAGCGGCGGUUGGUAAAAGUCGCUAUAUUUGCCGCUUGAAUCGCAGUGAUUCAGAUUCGGCCAUGCAUUUUGGGGUUACACCACAUCCCUUCCAUCGUGGAGCCAUUGAAAGGCGUUCUUUGCGCUUCCACACCAAAGCUCCUAAAACUGCCACAAAAUUAAAUCAUACUCAUAUACCACGAACUAGCUUGGAUCUGGAAUUGGAUUUACAAGCUCAACAUAGCAAACUUGACUUUCUAAAUGAUCAAAUUGCUAAAUUGCAGAAUUUAAAAGAUGUUUUGGAAAAGGCACGCGAUGAGAAGAAUCCUUUAAUCGCUGCCUGGGCUAUUGAGAAUGAGGAAUUUCAGCGUUUAGUAGAACGUGCCGAUCCUGCCAAAUGCCCCGAAGAAAAACAGUUACAAAAAUUGUUAAUGAAAACUACUAAGAAAAUUUACAAACUUCGCAAAACAAAAGUCCCUAAGGGAUGUCCAGAUUUAGUGUCUUUCAAAGAAAAAAUUUCCUUCUUCACUCGCAAGGGCUUAUCAGUUCCCGAACUACCAACUGAUUUUAUGCUAUCCGAAGCUGAUCCUAUCGAAGAGGAAGAAGAAGAUUUGGAAGACGAUGAUGAUGAAGAUAAUGCCGCCGAAACAGCAAUUGCCAUUAAUACUGCUCUUGUAGCCAGUAGCAUACGUAACAAGAAUCUCAGUGAGAAUCAUAGCGGUGGCAGUGCAAGUAGCCGAAGACAACAAGCUACACAGAAUGCCACCAAUAAAACUAAAAUCGCAACCUCAACCACAACUACAACCACUAUUACAACAGAAGAAACCGAAAUUGUUAAAACUUUAGAAAACACCAAAGAAAACCAACAACAGCAACAAGUUAAUAACGGCAAUGAUAAUGAUGACGAUCAAAAACAACGUUUUGAUUACGUUAUCGAUCGUACGUACGGUGUUGAAGUUUAGAAAAUUAUGCUCUUCAUUUAUAAUUUGUUUUUUUUAUUGUACAGAACUAGAAAAUGUUUUUAUGAAGAAACUUUUUGAUUUGCAAAUUUUUUUCAUAAUAACAAUUUUUAGAGAGAGAUCAAGAAGAUAAAAUAGAUAGUGUAUAGAAAAAAAUUAAAAUAAAAUCUAAAUUUUAAAUUAUUUAACAAACAAUAAAGCCAGAGAUUAUUAUAUAAGCUUAAAGCUACAACUUGUAAAAUAUAAACAUGCAUAUAAUUUAUUUUAUAAAUUAUAAGAAAAAUAAUAAUUAAGGAAAUUGAGUAACAACUUUAUAUAGAAAUAGAGGAGAUACUAUUUCCCAAACACAAACUUAAAGAAUUUAUCAAACAAUUUUAAAUCCAAACUAUGAAAUGUUUUUUAAUUGAAACAGUGAUUUUAAAAAUCAAUUAUUUUUUAUUAUAACCUUUCAACAGUUAAUUGUUUCUAUAAAAAGUUGCUACUUUAAUA
Messenger RNA from Lucilia cuprina (Australian sheep blowfly), 5079 nucleotides. RefSeq names its product protein kibra (gene kibra). Bases 295 to 4593 code for a protein of 1432 amino acids. Gene Ontology annotation, biological process: negative regulation of organ growth; regulation of DNA-templated transcription; cell migration. The transcript has 9 exons. Gene Ontology annotation, cellular component: cytoplasm. NCBI's taxonomy places the organism in Eukaryota, Metazoa, Arthropoda, Insecta, Diptera, Calliphoridae. Gene Ontology annotation, molecular function: molecular adaptor activity; kinase binding. The record is from RefSeq and is a predicted model, not a curated record.